AUGCAGACGCCACCCCCACCCACCCUGUACAUUACACCACAUCAUCACGUAAAGAAGGAGUCAAACACAACACCUAUCCGUAUCGUGUGUGACUGCAGUUGUAAGUCACGUGACCAGCCUAGUUUGAACGAUUGCCUGUUGUCUACACCACCUGAAAUGAAUGAUUUGACUGGAAUUCUACUUCGUUUUCGAAUGAAUAGAUACGCCAUAGCAACAGACAUAGAGAAUGCUUUUCUUAAUAUUGGUCUAGGCGAGAAGAAUCGAGAUGUCACGCGAUUUCUAUGGCUCAGCGACCCUAGCAACCCAGACAGCUACUUGACAACAUACAGAUUCCGUGCAGUCCUUUUCGGAGCUACGUCAUCACCUUUCAUUCUGAGCGCAACAAUAUUGAAGCACCUUGAACUCAACAGCGACAAGAAGGCGAGUGAGUACUUACGACAAGAUCUAUACGUUGACAACGUUAUUUCAAGCUUCCAACAGGAAGAUGAGCUUCUACAGUUCUACAGCGAGUCACGUGAGCUAAUGUCGUCUGCAGAUUUCAACUUGAGGUCCUGGAGUUCUAACAGUAACAAACUACGUGUGCAAGCAAUCAAAGAUUCAGUCUUAGAUUCAGAUCUAUGCCCUAAGGUACUCGGCAUGAGAUUGGACACAGAGAGUGACGUUUUACUGUAUCCAGUGAAAAACAUUCCAACUACCCAAAUUAUUACCAAGAGAGAAAUAUUGCAGCAUACGUCUCGACUCUACGAUCCCUUAGGUCUACUUAGUCCAGUUACCAUCAGAGCGAAGCUCCUUCUCCAAGAAUUAUGGCAACAGAAGUUUGAAUGGGACAUGCCCUUACCGCACGACAUACAAGAAAAAUGGCGUAGUUUAAUUACAGACUUGAAUUCAGUGACAACCACUACGUAUCCUAGAUACUACUUUGAGAAUACACCGCAUACAUCCAACUACACCUGUAUUUACAUAUUCUGCGACGCUAGUUUGUUAUCUUAUGGUGCUACGGCAUACGUCUGCACAGACAACCAGUCUACAUUGAUGAUGGCUAAGACGCGUGUUGCUCCGUUGAAAAAGUUAACGUUACCGAGGUUACAGCUGAUGGCUGCAGUGAUUGGUUCCAGACUCUGUAAGCACCUGAAGCAGAACACCAGCAUAAUACAGAUACACCUUUGGUCAGACAGUCAGAUUGUGUUGUACUGGCUCCAGUCGUCCAAGACACUCCAGCGAUUCGUUAGGAACCGUGUGACUGAAAUCCACGAGCUGACCGAAAACCGGAAAUGGAGGUAUUGCCCGACGAAGGACAAUCCCGUAGAUUUACUCACCAGAGGAAUUUCUACAUCGCACUUCAAAAUCAGUAAUCUAUGGUUCUACGGACCUAAAUAG
Messenger RNA from Mercenaria mercenaria, 1377 nucleotides. RefSeq lists its product as uncharacterized. Lineage: Eukaryota; Metazoa; Mollusca; Bivalvia; Venerida; Veneridae. Bases 1 to 1377 code for a protein of 458 amino acids. The record is from RefSeq and is a predicted model, not a curated record. The transcript has a single exon.